This is a messenger RNA of Ilex paraguariensis (yerba mate), 201 nucleotides long. NCBI's taxonomy places the organism in Eukaryota, Viridiplantae, Streptophyta, Magnoliopsida, Aquifoliales, Aquifoliaceae. The record is from the annotation of a GenBank genome assembly.
AUGAAGAAGACGGCGAAGGAGCUGGACAUUGUGCUCCAAGGAUGGUUGGAGGAGCAUAAGCAGAAAAAAGUUUCCGACGAGGAGGAGGGUGAGCAAGACUUCAUGGACAUCAUGAUGUCCAUUCUCGACGGAGGGGCUGCAAAGGCCUCCAGUUUCGACGCUAAUACGAUCAACAAAGCUAAUUGUCCGUUCCGACAUUGA